AUGGAAAAAUAUCAUGGUUUAGAAAAAAUUGGAGAAGGUACAUAUGGUGUGGUUUACAAAGCACAAAAUAAUUAUGGAGAAACAUUUGCAUUGAAAAAAAUAAGAUUAGAAAAAGAAGAUGAAGGAAUUCCUUCAACAGCUAUAAGAGAAAUUAGCAUUUUAAAAGAAUUAAAACAUUCAAAUAUAGUUAAGUUGUAUGAUGUCAUACACACAAAAAAAAGAUUAAUAUUAGUUUUUGAACAUCUUGAUCAGGACCUUAAAAAACUCUUAGAUGUUUGUGAUGGUGGUCUAGAAUCAGUAACAGCUAAAUCUUUUUUACUUCAACUUCUAAAUGGUAUAGCAUAUUGCCAUGAACAUAGAGUUUUACAUCGUGAUUUAAAACCUCAAAAUUUAUUAAUAAAUAGAGAAGGAGAAUUAAAAAUUGCAGAUUUUGGAUUAGCUAGAGCUUUUGGUAUACCUGUAAGAAAAUAUACACAUGAAGUAGUAACAUUGUGGUAUAGGGCUCCAGAUGUUUUAAUGGGAUCUAAAAAGUAUUCAACUACAAUAGAUAUAUGGAGUGUUGGAUGUAUAUUUGCUGAAAUGGUAAAUGGUAGACCAUUAUUUCCAGGUGUAUCUGAAACAGAUCAGUUAAUGAGGAUAUUCAAAAUUUUAGGAACACCAAACUCCCAAAAUUGGCCCAGUGUUACUGAAUUGCCUAAAUAUGAUCCAAAUUUUACAGUUUAUGAGCCAUUACCAUGGGAAUCUUUUUUAAAAGGAUUAGAUGAGUCUGGAAUUGAUUUACUUUCAAAAAUGUUAAAACUUGAUCCAAAUCAAAGAAUUACUGCAAAACAAGCUUUAGAGCAUGCAUACUUUAAGGAAAAUAAUUAA
This is a messenger RNA of Plasmodium gallinaceum, 867 nucleotides long. RefSeq names its product protein kinase 5, putative. The transcript is spliced from 5 exons. Gene Ontology annotation, molecular function: ATP binding; cyclin-dependent protein serine/threonine kinase activity. NCBI's taxonomy places the organism in Eukaryota, Apicomplexa, Aconoidasida, Haemosporida, Plasmodiidae. Gene Ontology annotation, cellular component: nucleus; cytoplasm. Bases 1 to 867 code for a protein of 288 amino acids. The record is from RefSeq and is a predicted model, not a curated record. Gene Ontology annotation, biological process: protein phosphorylation.